AGACAAGUGGGUGGGUGAAUUUCCAUGGAUUUCGAAGAUCUGCGCUACCUUUCUGUAAUUGAAGAGACUGUGGAUGAAAUCAACCCUGAGGAGACCGUCGAGGAUGAAAAAUCCUUUUCCGCGUAUGGCGAUUUGGUGAUUGAGCAACUUCAUCCUCUUGAAGAAGAGACUGUGGAUGAAAUCAACCCUGAGGAGACCGUCGAGGAUGAAAAAUCCUUUUCCGCGUAUGGCGAUUUGGUGAUUGAGCAACUUCAUCCUCUUGAAGAAGGUAUUCCGGAGGUUGUCCCUGAUUCAGAGGAAGAGGAUGAGCCCGCUGAGCCCUCUCCAGUGUCAAGCUUUGUGUGCGCAAGAAAGCACACUUGUAACACCAUCUUAAAGCUUAUGUUCCCGGGCUGGGAUACACCCAAGGACAACCUCCGGAAUACCUUCUUCAAGAGGAUGAAGUUGCUCAAUCACCAAAUCGCCAUACGCGGAAAAGGAUUUUUCAUCCUCGACGGUCUCCUCAGGGUUGAUUUCAUCCACAGUCUCUUCAAUUACAGAAAGCAUUCCGAUGCAAUGCUCUGCAACGGAAAUUCUGUUGCAGGAGUGCAUUUGCAACAAGGGUUUUUGCAACGGCAGAAUUGCAACGGAAAAGCUGUUGCAACAAGCAUUAGCAACGGAAUUAUUGAAGAAAUGCAACGAAACGUGCCGUUGCAAUUACAUCAUAUUCUUAUUAACCGCAUCUUCCCCAGAAUUCUGGGCCACGAAGGAGCAGGGAUUGUUGAGAGCGUCGGAGAGGGUGUUACUGAGGUGGCGCCUGGGGAUCACGUCCUGACGGUGUUCACAGGGGAAUGCGGGGGGUGCGACCACUGCUUGUCGGAGGAGAGCAACCUGUGCAGUUUUCUGACCUUCGAGCCGGAAAAAACCACAUUGGGAGAUGACGAAAAGUCGAGGUUUUCUUACAAUGGAGUCCCGGUGUAUCACUUUGCCGGCACUUCCACUUUCAGCGAGUACACAGUGGUUAACUAUGGUUGUCUUGUCAAACUCGACCCCAUGGUUCCUAUGAACAAGAUCUGCGUUCUGGGAUGCGGAAUUGCUGCAGGCUUGGGUGCUGUGUUGAAUGCUGCUAAACCGAAACGGGGCUCCACGGUGGCGAUUUUCGGACUGGGAGACGUAGGACUUGCAGCUGCAGAAGGAGCAAGAAUAUCUGGUGCCUCAAAGAUCAUAGGAGUUGACACUGAUCCUUCCACUUUCACUAGAGCACUAGCGUUUGGGGUGACAGUGUGUCUGAACCAUCUGCAGUACGACAAGUCGAUUCAAGAAGUCAUUGCAGACAUGACUGAUGGAGGAGCCGACCGGAGCGUGGAAUGCAGUGGAGAAACUGAAGCAAUGAUCGCCGCAUUUGAAUGCGUUCAUCAGGGGUGGGGCAUGGCGGUUCUGGUUGGGGUGCCGAAUAUGGAAUGCAAGAGGCUGAGGCUUGACACGGCGAAAGUGGUUGAGGGGAGGACAGUCACUGGCUCUUUCUUUGGGAACUACAAAGCCCGGUCUCAGCUGCCACAACUGGUGCAGAUGUACAUGAACCAGGAAUUGGAGCUGGACAAGUUUAUAAAAGAGGAAGUGGCGCUUUCGGAGAUCAAUGAGGCUUUCGAUGGGUACGUGGAUGGGCAGCAGGGCCUUCGCCCUGUGAUUCGAAUGCAGGAGUGAUGACCACAAGAUAGAAGAAGAAGAAGAAGACAGGAAGUCAUUUGGUUCAUUUGGUUUAGGAUGAUUCAUUAAUGGAGUUAAUUGCUAGUCAUUACUUGGUUUAGUUGUCUGGUGUGGUAUACUUUGGUUCUGUUCUGGGUUUUGUG
Molecule: messenger RNA, 1829 nt
Organism: Cuscuta campestris
Lineage: Eukaryota; Viridiplantae; Streptophyta; Magnoliopsida; Solanales; Convolvulaceae
Source: the annotation of a GenBank genome assembly